AUGGAUUGCUGUUUCGGUCCAUUGACGCUGCUGCUGGUCACAGACGUUCCACCCCAACCCGUUCCCAAGGAGGGGGGUUAUACCUAUGAAGAACACAUCUGGAAGACCGCCCGGAAAGAGAUCCACAAGACUUCGAAAGACUACCAAAAAGUCUUUAAGCCACGCGACAGUGUCGUUUCACGAAGCAACAUCCAGGUGCAUGGAUAA
Molecule: messenger RNA, 207 nt
Organism: Penicillium mononematosum
Lineage: Eukaryota; Fungi; Ascomycota; Eurotiomycetes; Eurotiales; Aspergillaceae
Exons: 1
Coding region: 1-207 (68 amino acids)
Source: RefSeq, a predicted model, not a curated record